AUGUUUUUGACUCGAUCAAAAACGAGUUCUGCAAUAAAUGAAGAGCAACAUGUAGAUACCAACACAUACCCCACCAUUCCUCUUGAUAUGCUCGCAACUAUUGAAAACGCUGUGCCUGACAUGGAUUCAGCUUUAAGCCAGAUUUUACCUGAUCAUGCUAAGCAUUUAAUGCUCAAUAUGAUUUCUACCUGGAUUAUUUCCUCUCGCAUUACACUGAAUAAUAACAUUGCCACUGACAACAAGCUGCAAUACCGAUCAAACAGUAAUAAAACUACACUUCGUUCUUGGGCCACUCGUUCAUUCUCAUUGAAACCAAAACCAAUAGUAGCACCUAUGCAACUACCCGAAAUUCCCGAUAAGAUCCAAGAGCAACAGGCACCGUCUUCAUCACCACCUUCCUUGGCAAAUUCCUCAAAAUCCACGCUUUCCAGUUAUGAAGAGGAAGACGAUGAUUCCUUGUAUACACCAAGGAUCGACCAUGCGGCAGGCGCUCCAACAUCUGCUACUGCCUCCAAGCAUCCAUGCUCUCAGUUACCAGUGUCGCUCAAAAGUAUGAUCGACCUACUAGAUACCCCACCUUUAAUACCAGAUACCAGCACCUUAUCUUUGAUUGAAGAGUCGCUAACACCUUUGACAUCUGCCUUCUUUGAGGGCCAAGACCAUUUAGCGACAAGCCCGUCUUCAGCUGUUGUUGGCGAGAGCAACAACACAAUUGAAACGGCAUCCGACAUUCGCCACAGUAACAGCAUUGUUGCGACGUUUGCAUCCUCUAAAGACGCCAAGUCAAUUGGAAGCAGUAUUUCGACUAUAUUCACUCAACUGGGUAACUCUGUGAAGAAGGCUUUCAAAAAGAAAGCACAAUCAUCGUCCAUCAGUCAGCUCAAAAAGACAUUUUCUGUCCAGCAUCAUUUGUCUCUGAACAGGGAAGGAAACUCAUCAUUUACACCAUCCAAGGAGAAAGCAGUACGUCGCUCAUUCUCAUCACUGGCUUCAGCAACGUUGGAUCAGAAUAAUCAGGCAAAAGAAUCGGCUUCCAUUUCAUCGCCUUUUGUGAAAAAAGAGCAUGUAUUUAACAGCAACAAUAGUGAAGCAGCAAACAGUUUGACAACCAUCAGCUCUCGCAAUACUGACGACAUUCAGUUCAUGCCAUCGCAUGAAAGUUUCAAUCGUGCUAUCAACUCGUCGUACUGGGAUGGCGAUUCAACGCAAUCACAGCAAUUCGAUAAGCUGUUGGACGACAUCUGGGAAAGAUCGCAAGAAUAUCGAGAUUACUUUGCUACUCAGGAAAACGAACUGCUAUCAAAAAGAGCAUCAAAGCAAACAUAUGCGUGUCUUGACUACAAACACGAAGUAUGGUCGCCUUCCAUGGACGAUACUAUGAAGGGGUCAACAGCUGUUGUGCGUGCAAGCCAAACUGAGGGCAACAUGAACAGUAUUCAAGAGAGCAUUCCCUAUGUGUGUGUGGGUAGACAACAGGCAAACCAACGAACCAGUCAUAUUCCUAGACCAGUCAAUAAGAAAUUGCUGUUGGACAUUGAAGAUGUCAAGACGUACAAAAAGUCGACCUCUGUGUACUCCAGUAUCAAGGAUUACGAUAUAGAAUGGCAGCGAUCGUUCCAUGAAGAGCAAAAGAGCAGGGAUAAAGUAGCCAACACAUUAAAGAGUGUUUCGUGGGCUUUUUACUGCAUCAUCAAACGAAAUCAUACUCUGCAUGAAUUUGAAUGUGAUGUGAUUUUCGAUGAAAAUGAAUCCAAUAUGGAGGAUUUCGAACCCUACAGCCAAGAUGAACCUUUGACAGAGUGGAACGACGUGUAUGAUCAACUGGCCUAUGUAUUUGAUUGUGGCGAGCUGACGGCCGAGCAUGCCAUCAUCACUCUGAUCUACGUGAAACGAAUGUUGGAACUAUCAAAUCAAAGAUUGUGGGAUUUCAGCUGGAGAAUGAUCAUCAUGUCAGCACUACUGACCGCUGUUAAAGUGUGGGAUGAUUGCGCUAUUUUCAAUGCUGAUUUUGCCAUGAUCUUUCCUGAAUUGAGCUUGGACGUCAUUAACAAUAUUGAGCGCGUAUUUCUGACGUAUUUGCAAUGGGAUGUGUCUGUCAGUUGCUCUGAAUUCGCAAAGACAUACUUUCAUCUUCGCGACAUUGAGCACAUGAUGGAGCAGUGGUAG
Mucor velutinosus is the source of this 2166-nucleotide messenger RNA. RefSeq lists its product as uncharacterized. The transcript has 5 exons. Lineage: Eukaryota; Fungi; Mucoromycota; Mucoromycetes; Mucorales; Mucoraceae. The record is from RefSeq and is a predicted model, not a curated record. Gene Ontology annotation, cellular component: plasma membrane. The coding region runs from base 1 to 2166 and encodes 721 amino acids.